UGGACUUCGCGCCUGACGCCUUCAGCUGAUUCCGAUGGACAGUGCACUUUAGAUAUGAAUAAAAUGGCUCGAAAACGCGUCAAAUUCAAGCGGAAAUCAAAGCAAAAAAAGAAGGAGAAGUCUAAAAUAGACCCUGCUAAAGACGAUCAACCAGCUAAAGAAGAAGUAAAGGUUCAAGACGAGCCGCUUGUGCCGAACUCAUCGACGCGCGUCAACAAGAACAAGUCCUCCAAACAAACAAAGCGCGUCGCGUUUCGUCCAGAGAAAUACCAGCCGCUGCUUGAGGACGAUGUUGUUGUUGACAAUAUCGAGAAAAAACAAGACAAAUAUAAGAAGUUAAGAAAAAAUAUGGGGAAAGCUCUUCGCUACAGCUGGAAGUGUCUGGUGGUUGGACUGCAGAAUUUGAGCACAGCCUAUUCAAUGCCGCUGGGUGCCGGUGCCACAAUAGUGCCAGACAUCCACCGAGCCAGAGCAAACGUCUAAAACGUGACUCAAGACGAGCCGGUUACGUCAUGUGUAGUACAGCAAUCAACGAUGGAUCUCUAUUUUUAAUACAACCACUUAUCAGUGAUAUGGAAAUCUAAUUUGGAGGUGUGUUUUUAUUUAUCUGGCACUGUUGUCAAGAGAGAAUGGAAUGGACAGGAAUAGAAAAUAUUAAGUAGUAGAUGACGUGAUGGAUAUUCUUCUGGUGAUGCAUAACUUAUCAAAACAUUUAAAGGGAUAGUUAGUCUAAAAAUGAUAAUUGUAUGAUCAUAUACUCAUACUCAAACCUGUAUGAGAUUGUUUUAAGUUGAAGAUAUUUUGAAGGAUACUCAUAAUCAAACAGUUAAUGGCCCCCAUUCGCUUUAAUAUAUAUUCGCUAUAUAAAGUCAAUGAGGACCAGCAACUGUUUGGUUCAUCAAAAUAGCUUAUUUUGUGUUCAACAUGAAAAAGAAACUCAUACGGGUUUGAAACGAUAUGAGGGUAAGUGAUUGAUCACAACAUUUUCAUUUUUGGGUGAACUAUUCCUUUAACAUUACAGGUUUAGAUCAAACAUGUUCAGCAGGGAAACAAAGAAACGCUAUUCUUCGAUAUGAUGGGUAAAGCAAGUAGAAUAAUGAUACUGUGGAUGUCAUGCCGGUGCAGUGCAUAUAUUUAGUAUGAAGACAGACAGAGAUGUGUGGUGUUGACCAGUUGGAAUGAAAAACGUUAUGAAGUAUGUUAUGAGAGGCUGUAUUGCUUCUCAAGAUUGAAUUAUCCUUAAGAAUGUUGCAAGUGCUGUUAUAUCAGCAUAAAUGUAAUGUGAAACCACAAUUUGUACCAUUUUCCACUUUUUAUGAUUAUACCUGAACAAAUUGUUUUAUUUGA
Molecule: messenger RNA, 1347 nt
Organism: Puntigrus tetrazona (Sumatra barb)
Lineage: Eukaryota; Metazoa; Chordata; Actinopteri; Cypriniformes; Cyprinidae
Gene: c17h1orf115
Product: chromosome 17 C1orf115 homolog
Exons: 2
Coding region: 55-483 (142 amino acids)
Source: RefSeq, a predicted model, not a curated record